GCAUUAUCUUCUUCAAUUUGCUAGCAGCCUCUGAGACCCCUCUUUGUUCUUGAAGGAACCAUGAACAGGCCAGGAGAUUGGAACUGCAGGUCAUGCCAACACCUGAACUUUCAGAGGAGAGACUCAUGCCAGCGAUGUGGAGAGCCAAGACCUGGAGAGAGAGGCGACUAUGGAAGUUUUGGUGGAAGGGGAAGUUCAUCGUUCGGAUUUUCAGGCCCUGAUGUGAGGCCCGGUGACUGGUACUGCGCUGUCGGGAACUGCGGAGCCCAUAACUUUGCAAGCCGCUCAAGCUGCUUCAAGUGCGGUGCAUUCAAGGAAGAAGCAUCUAGCGGAUUUGAUUCCGACAUGCCUCGAGGAAGAGGUUUCGGGUUCGGCAGUGGAAGCAGUGGCAGUCGCUCUAACUGGAAAUCCGGUGACUGGAUUUGCACCAGGUCAGGGUGCAACGAACACAACUUUGCAAGCAGGAUGGAAUGUUUCAGAUGCAAUGCGCCAAGAGACACUGGUAGCAAGUCUUCAUAUUAAAUCAUCACAGAUUCUCCAUUUUUGGGUACUGCAGUCUAAGAGAGAAUCAAGGGCGAAGAUGAUUUCAUAUUCCAAGUUGAUGCUUUUGGCCACUAUCCCUAUCUACUUAAUUUCUUCUUCUUUGUUUUCUUUUUCUUUUUCUUUUUCCUAUUUUCUUCUUCUAUGGUAGUUAGGGAGCUUUAGAUUAAUUAUGUUUGCAGACCCUUGUUCAAGUAUAGCUGAAUCCUUCGUUUUGUGAGGUUUCUUUAUUUUAAAUAUAUCCAUGUAGUUCUGUUGGUUUCAAUCUGAUAUCAGUGUGUGUUGAGAAUUUCAAGCAUUAUUAUUUGGUGCAAAGUGUUCUACAUGAGGCUCAUCUGUUUUUUUUUCCAAG
Molecule: messenger RNA, 892 nt
Organism: Ilex paraguariensis (yerba mate)
Lineage: Eukaryota; Viridiplantae; Streptophyta; Magnoliopsida; Aquifoliales; Aquifoliaceae
Source: the annotation of a GenBank genome assembly